AAAUUAGGCCUGCUAUGGACAAUUUGGCGAGCGUUUAUAAGAGCAUGAAAGUAGCAGGAGUCAAUAUAUUAUUGUUAUUGAUAGAGAUUCAAGUGCGUGAAGAAACUCAAACUGGUGUUGAUAUACGCCAGGUCCAAGAUAAUGGCGAAACCGAAUUGCAAAACUUGAACUGCACAAAAAGGGUCAAAAAGCACAACAGUGAGUUCCCAGAGAUCUUCUCAGUCAAACCAGGAGAAACCUUCAUUUCCAACCAAGAAAAGGGUCCAGGCAAAGUAUGUUGGUCACUUAAAAGAUUGAUUGUUCAAAAAUUUAUUCGUGAAAGUGAGCCUGAUGAAACCUCAAAGAAUGCUUUAAAUGACCCGACUGCUUGUUUUAUGUUCCAUGCAGAUAGAAAACAGAGAUUUUAUAUAGUUUCUGCCUUGGCCGAGACAAAGGUAGACCUAAAA
Messenger RNA from Striga asiatica, 446 nucleotides. The record is from the annotation of a GenBank genome assembly. NCBI's taxonomy places the organism in Eukaryota, Viridiplantae, Streptophyta, Magnoliopsida, Lamiales, Orobanchaceae.